Trypanosoma theileri is the source of this 1587-nucleotide messenger RNA. RefSeq lists its product as uncharacterized. The transcript has a single exon. Gene Ontology annotation, biological process: regulation of dephosphorylation; microtubule cytoskeleton organization; cortical cytoskeleton organization. Bases 1 to 1587 code for a protein of 528 amino acids. Lineage: Eukaryota; Euglenozoa; Kinetoplastea; Trypanosomatida; Trypanosomatidae. The record is from RefSeq and is a predicted model, not a curated record. Gene Ontology annotation, cellular component: spindle; centrosome.
AUGUUGUCGAUUCCCGUCACUGUGCCACCCUCCGAGAGGUCGGCGGUGCAGGCGGUGUGUGAGGCCCGGCGACAGUUCCUUGCGGCCCACGUUGCACAGUUGUACGCGAACACCAACCCGGCGGAGUUGUGGAAUAACAUCGUGAAGUACAGGGAGCGACGCGGUGACGAGAGCGGCGACUCAGUAGAGUCAUACGACGAGCUGCGAUUGUCUUAUAGUGGUUAUAGGAACAUGGUGUACAGCCUAAUCUUUCGUUUGUCUCCUGAAGAGGAGGAAUCAGCACCAUCAAAAGAGCGUGAUACACGCAAACAUCUGUACUUUAACCAUCCUUUUUUGUCUCCAGCCACAUUCCUUGCUUUUUCGCGUGCAGAGGAUGGGACAGUUCCUGCCGUCCCGUUGUACGCCUUUGCGGCCAAGCGUCUUUUGCUCUAUAGACUCCGAAUUGAACUUGAGCUUGUUGCCGGAGUGCCGUCACCCUCAUUACAGGAUCCAACUACAAGAGUUGCGAGCCGAUUGUUGUGUCCACCGAGUGCCUCAUCACCUCUCUCCAAUGGUCUCACACAGGAAGACAUAGAAAGUUUUUUAUAUGAACUGGUGCCAAAUCUUCGUCUUGUGCGAGAUAUGCCACCAUGGAUGCAGCCAUAUUACCUCUGUCACGCUUCUAGAAAAUUUAUGUUUAUGUGCGAUACAAGACGUACAGGAGCAAUAUCUAUUGACAGUAUGAUGAAGAGUGAUGUGUUUUCAGAAUUACUCCGCAUAUUUGAGAGUGAUGCGCACGAUGCCAUCACAACAUUUCAAGUUGGAUGUACUGUAGAUGUUACAGCAAAGCUUGUAUCACCAGAUGCUGCUGAUGAUGAUACUGUUCCAGCAAUUGUACUCUCAUACGAAGGUGAUGGUAAUGACCCAGAUGAUAUGUAUACGGUGAAAACAUUAACAGAGGAUGUUGUUUUGAAUAUUCACCGUAGUCAAAUUUACUGGAACUCUGGUUCAAUGGAAUUUCUUACUCCAGAUGUACUUAGUAUGGAUAACUGGUUCUCUCUAGCCCUUAUGGGACGCAUUUACGAACAUUUCACAAGUUUAGAUCUUGAUGGUGACGGUGUUCUGACGCUAGAUGAACUUUCGCGAUACAGUGAUGGUAGUUUCACGCGGCUGGUGAUUGAAAGGGUUUUUGAAUGUCACGUCCCACAGAGUGGUAAUCGCCAUAUAAUGGAUUACAAGACUUAUUUAGAUUUUGUUAUUGCUACAGAGCACGCUUCUACUUUACCUGCGCUUAAGUACAUCUGGAGUAUUCUGGAUCUAGAAGAGACAAAGUCGUUUGUAACAGUUGAAACACUACGAUGCUUUUGCAAGGAAAUCGCUAACGAGCUUAUUGUGAAUGGUCUCAUGGCAGACAUCUCUGCACAGUCGAUUCUCUCUGAGGUGAUAGAUAUGAUUAACCCAAAGUGGCAUGAGUGGGUUGAGUUGGAUGAUAUUGCGCGCUCUGGGCACCAAGCCACUGUUCUCCCAAUUCUCCUUAGCUACCGCAAUUUUUAUGCGUAUGACUGUCGCGAACAAACAGCAGCUGCUGCCAAUGAUGAGUAUGCUUAG